Molecule: messenger RNA, 1377 nt
Organism: Paraglomus occultum
Lineage: Eukaryota; Fungi; Glomeromycota; Glomeromycetes; Paraglomerales; Paraglomeraceae
Source: the annotation of a GenBank genome assembly
AUGCUAAAGUUCCUCGCAAACAAAUUACCAAACACAGGCAUGGACUUUGCCGUCUGGGACUGGUCCAAACCCGAAUUAUACGGAAUAGUACUUGGAAUGUUGGCCAAACUCGACCUUUCGGGCACUUUGGGAAUACGCAAAUCAGAAAUGCUAGACUUCAUAAUAGACGUCGAGAAGGGCUAUUACGCUACUUCUUACCACUCAUUCUACCACGCUGUCGAUGUGGUAGCUGUAUUAUACUACAUGCUGACUGAUUUGGGUGUUCAGAAAUAUUUGACCAGCCUCGACUGUGUGGCUUUGCUAAUCGCUGGACUUUGUCAUGACAUUGGCCAUCCCGGUCUAAACAACGUCUACCAGGUCAACGCAAAAACACAUCUUGCAAAACGCUACAACGAUCAAUCAGUCCUCGAAAACUAUUCGUGCGACCUCACCGACGACUUGAUAACAAAACACAAUCUCUUUGCCAACGUCCAUCUUCGCCCUUCCGAAUACACUGAAGCUUCACUCCGCCAACUCGUCAGAAAAACCAUCCUCGCAACUGACAUGGCUUUCCACUUUGGUCUGCUAGUAGAAAUGAACUCUAUGUUUGAACAAGCAUGCUCAUCCGAAGACUCGGAAGAAGAAUUUGACAACAGCUGCCCUGCAAGUUCAAACGGAUCAGUAUCUUCUUCGCCGAUAUCGCCAUCCCCAUUAUCAUCCACUUCUUCAAUAGAAUCUUUCUUCACUUCAUUACCGUACCCGAACCUCAUAACUCUCGAUGUUAAUCAACGAGAACUCCUCUGCAAAGUACUCCUCCAUGCUGCCGACCUUAGCAAUACCGUUAGACCGUGGGACAUUUCAAAGCGAUGGUCGGAUUUGGUGGUGGAGGAAUUCUUUCAUCAAGGCGACCUCGAAAAGAACAACAACUUGCCCGUAUCUCCAAACAUGGACAGAGAACAAGCACAUCAGUGUCAGAUUAGUCUCAGAUUCGGUGAUUUUGUGGUUAAGCCUUAUUUCGAAGCAUUCGCUGCUUUUGUACAUCCGGCUAAAAUAUUCUUGGACACUUUAAAGAACAAUCGUGCUUAUUGGGAUGAAUUGAAAAAUAAUAGCACAAUUAAAGACGAUUCCGUCACAAAAACCAUCACCACUGAAGGACUAUAUGGAGUUAAUGGGGAUUCGGAUUCGGAUGAUGGAAUAGACGAUCAUUAUCGCUGGCCAACGAGAAGGAAAUCGGCAGGCCUGAGCAGUUCCAAGAAACACAGUAGUAUUAAUGAUAAUUAUACAAACAAUGACGAUGAGCGAAGUAGUUCAUUGGAUCAUAAUAUGAUUAAGCAGAUUAGUGCCUUGUAUGGUAAUGGGAGUAAUGCCGAGCAGCGAGUUGUUCUUGCUGGUAGUUAG